Messenger RNA from Triticum turgidum subsp. durum (durum wheat), 192 nucleotides. NCBI's taxonomy places the organism in Eukaryota, Viridiplantae, Streptophyta, Magnoliopsida, Poales, Poaceae. The record is from the annotation of a GenBank genome assembly.
AUGGCCGGCGAUGCAUACGCGUCGGGCAUCCACCCGAGCUUCGGAGAAGAUAAGAUCGACCCCCAGGCCCCCGCAAUGAACCCUAGCCCCGUUUUCCCCUCUCCCUCGCUGGUCCUCUUCUCCACAACGAUAGCAGUCGCAGCCGUUACCACGGCCUUGCCGUCCUCGCGGCGGUCGUCGUCCCCGCGUUGA